Messenger RNA from Aethina tumida (small hive beetle), 903 nucleotides. RefSeq names its product cell cycle checkpoint protein RAD1. NCBI's taxonomy places the organism in Eukaryota, Metazoa, Arthropoda, Insecta, Coleoptera, Nitidulidae. The transcript is spliced from 4 exons. Gene Ontology annotation, molecular function: 3'-5' exonuclease activity. Gene Ontology annotation, biological process: DNA damage checkpoint signaling; DNA repair. The coding region runs from base 109 to 894 and encodes 261 amino acids. The record is from RefSeq and is a predicted model, not a curated record. Gene Ontology annotation, cellular component: checkpoint clamp complex; nucleus.
CACUCUUAUUAUGAUUUUGAAAACGUUCUUCAAGUGUAUAUAGUUUUUGAUGUGUCUGUUGUUAUAUUCAAGAAAACAAGUUCUACUUUGAAGUUCUUAAUCUUUAUCAUGUUAUUUUGUGCAGAAAUAACAGAUUACAAAAUUGUACAUAAUGUUCUUAAAUCGAUUUCAUUCAAAGAUUUUUCAAUUAUACGUCCUAUGGAACAGGGACUGAAAGUUACCUUGGAAGAAAUGAAAUGUAUUGAAACUUCUGCUUAUGUGCCUUGCAAUUUAUUCUCAAUGUAUCAAAUAGAUGAUAAAGAAGAUAUUAUGUUUAAAAUAAACUUGAAAACACUUACUGAAGUACUAAAUAUUUUUGGUGAUGAUGGAAAUCCUAGUUUAAAACUUUCAUAUAAAAGUGUAGGGUCACCAUUAAGUUUAUUAAUAAGUCAUCCAGAAGAAAAUAUAACUGUUGACUGUGAGAUACACACAAUGAAUGUAGAAGAUUUCAAUGAUAUUGGGCUUGCUGAUGAAUGCAAUUUAAAUAAGGUUGUUAUAAAUGCAGAUAUAUUUUUUGAAAUCUUAAAUAGACUAGACAAUUCAGCAGAUGAAAUGAAACUAACUAUUAGUCCUGACCCCCCCUAUGUUACAAUUUGCACCUCUGGUACUGCUGGGGAGUCUGAAGUAAAUAUAUCCAAACAUUCAGAAAGUGUUACAAUGUUUCAAUGUAAAAAAACAGUCACUGCAACAUAUAGUUUUUCUAAUAUAAGACAAAUACUUAAGGUAAUGCAUUAUGCAAAUAAGAUUGCAAUAUCCACAGGAGAAUCUGGUCUACUUGGUUUACAAUUAGUUAUUAAUUCUGAUGAAAAACAAAUGUAUGUUGAGUAUUAUGUUACAUCCCAAUAUAUAAGCUAAAUUAUUUUA